Molecule: messenger RNA, 1702 nt
Organism: Corticium candelabrum
Lineage: Eukaryota; Metazoa; Porifera; Homoscleromorpha; Homosclerophorida; Plakinidae
Exons: 1
Coding region: 732-1298 (188 amino acids)
Source: RefSeq, a predicted model, not a curated record
AGUUGAGUGCUUUUCGCAAAGUGUGGCACCAGCUCACAAUAGAAAAUGGUAUUUUGUACCGGUAUCGACCACAAGCCCCAACUCAAGAAGGUGAUGACAGUCCACGAAUGGUGGUCCCAAGAUGCUUGAUUCACAAGGUGUUACAUAGUCUGCACGACCAAAGUGGACACUUUGGCGUCGACAAGACAAUAGACAAGGUCUCGGAGAUUUUGCUGGUGGCCAGGAUACACUAAGGACAUCUGGACCUAUAUUCACACGUGUCAACAGUGUGCCAGGAAGAAGCAGCCCAAGAAUCGAAUUCAAGCUGACUUGCAAUCGAUUCCUAUUGGAGGUCCAAUGGAAAUGUUGGCCAUAGAUUUUUUGGACCACUACCAACAAGUAACAAGGGGAAUAAAUACAUCCUAGUAAUGGCCGAUUACUACAACAAAUGGGUGCAGGCAUUCCCGCUUCCCGACCAACGAGCAGAAUCAGUGGCGAUGGUUCUCGUCCAAGAAGUUAUUUGUCGUUAUGGAGUGCCCGCAAUCAUCCACAGUGACAGAGGAGCAAAAUUUGAAGGAAGUGUGAUGCAGGAAGCCUGCAAGCUAUUAGGGAUGAAGAAGACUAGAACCACCUCUUAUCAUCCUCAAUGUGAUGGACUAGUGGAGCGGAUGAACAAGACGCUCAUUGUGGCAUUGGCAAAGUACGUUGAAGGGAACCAGACCGAGUGGGACGAGUAGCUACCUUUACUACUCAUGGGAUACAGAACCUCGAAACUUGCAUCCACUGGAGAAAGUCCACACGAGUUACUGUUUGGAAGGAGAGCACGACUUCCAAUUGAUGUAGAGCUUGAUAAAGGAUUACCAGAGGAGCAAUCUACAACACAAUUUGGCAAAGAUCUCAAAGCUAAAUUACAAAUACCACGAGAAAUAGUCAAUGAAAAAACAACAAGGGCACAGCACAGGCAAGCAAAUGUUUUUAACCAAAGGAAUAAAGAAACAAAAAAGUUUAGAGAAGGAGACUAUGUGUGGCUGUACAGUCCAGCGGUUAAGAGAGGUCUAUCACCAAAGUUGUCAAAACCCUAUACUGGUCCGUUCAAGAUCCUGAAGCUCCACAGUGACAACAAUGUCUCUAUUGUUCACACACAAGGAGGUCGACAGCAACGAGUCCACCUGAACAGAUUAAGACACCACUACCGACGACCCAUGGACUUGCAGGAUCCAGAGAUGAUGUCAACUCAACAACAGAACAAGCAGACAACAAAACGACCUUUUCCAUUGCCUGAUCGUAAUGACUAUGAGCGUACGAUGGGAGAACUGUGAAUCCGUCACGAGAUUGUUGAGCUGUCCGACGCGAGAACAACAAAGGUUGACAAUGAAGUCGCGCAGCCGGAGCAAGAGCUACAGAUGGCACAUCCGGUUCGUCCUCUUCGAAAUCGGCGACCACCCGGCUGGAGAAACAAGAAGAAUAUGAGUUAGACUUACCGUAGUGUUGUGUUGAUUACUGUUACCUUGACUUUGACUCACAAGGAAGUCUUUUAGAAUAAAGAGAGAGGAAUGUAGCAACUGUGUAGCUCACUAGUUACUUAGCGUACGUUAGUUGACGUCACUAGGUAGCGCCUAUAUAACUUGUAAAUUUGCUAGACUAGCGUAGUAUUGAUUGUGUAUCGUGUAGUACAUGUAUUGUGUAGUACGGUGUAUCGCCUACUUAUAUAGAGCUUAGUUCA